Leguminivora glycinivorella is the source of this 2349-nucleotide messenger RNA. RefSeq names its product fatty-acid amide hydrolase 2-A-like. Lineage: Eukaryota; Metazoa; Arthropoda; Insecta; Lepidoptera; Tortricidae. The record is from RefSeq and is a predicted model, not a curated record. The coding region runs from base 119 to 1687 and encodes 522 amino acids. The transcript is spliced from 11 exons.
CGAGCCGUCCGCGUCGCGUUUCGUUUCCCGCCUUUUUCGUUUUCGCGCGCUUUUGUUUGUCUGUGGUCUUUGCGGCCAGUGUGUUCUCUGUGCGCGUUUAAAUUUGGAAUAUUGGAAGAUGGAAGUAGGCGUACAGAUAGUAGGCGUGAUCCUUCGUCUGAUAAACUUCCUUCUGCAACCUCUAUUCUUUCUGGCGGCCGCCCGUGGACCGAAGCUUCGGGUGCCUCCGCCAAAACCCUUGCAUCUCCGAAGCGCCGCCGACCUAGCACGCGCCGUCAGAAAUGGAGAGAUGACAAGUGAAGAACUAGUGACAGCUUUCAUCGAGCGUGUCAAAGAGGUGAACCCGAUCCUCAAUGCCGUAGUCGGCGAGAGAUAUGCAUCAGCUCUAGCUGAAGCAAAAGAGGUAGACCGGCAGAUACAAGAGGCGACAAAAAGUGGGAAACUCAAAGAAAUGUUUCAGAAGAAACCACUGCUAGGAGUUCCUUUCACGGUUAAGGAGAGCUGCUCUCUCGCUGGUAUGUCAAAUUCCGUCGGUUGCCUAGAAAACGCUGGCAGCCGCGCCACGACUGACGGCGCAGCAGUCAGACUAGUGAAAGAAGCUGGUGCCAUACCCCUACUAGUUUCAAACACUCCAGAACUAUGUCUUGGAUGGGAGACGACCAACCUGCUCAACGGGACGACGAAUAACCCUUACUGUGUUAGCCAUACGCCGGGAGGAUCUUCUGGGGGAGAGGGCGCUCUCCUGGCGUGCGGUGCUUCGGUCUUUAGUGUGGCGUCCGACAUCGCUGGCUCCAUUCGACUACCGGCUGCGUUCUGCGGCGUUUUUGGGCAUAAACCCACACCAGGCAUCAUCCCCAUAGAAGGCCACAUCCCUACUCUAAACGACGAGAACUACCCAAAGUUCCUUACAGUCGGGCCCAUGACCAGAAAAGCAGAGGACCUACCCCUCCUCCUUAAUAUAAUGGCGGGAGACAACAAGCACAAAUUCAGACUGGAUGAGCCGGUGGAUAUGAACAAGCUAAAGGUUUUAUACAUGACAGAAGCAACAGACGCAGUACCACUAAUGCCGGUGCACCCUGACAUCAAACAAGCCAUCCGCGCCGCCGCGAGGUAUCUUAGCGAGUGUGGCGCCACCGUCAGCCAGGAAAAGUUUUCAGAACUAGAAAACUCAGUGGAAUUAUCGAUAUCAGUAUUCUUUUCUAUGAAAGAUAUUCCAAACAUGUUGCAAGACCCGACAAAUCCUAAGAUUCAACGCAACCUGUUAGUGGAACUAUUAAAACAUAUAAACGGCGGUGCGACGCGCUCGUUACAAGCACUGGGCUUUACUCUCAUAGACAAAACUAAUUUAUUCAUACCGGAGCAUAGACGGAGCCACUACUGCGAGAGAGCUGACAAGCUGAGAGAACAUAUGACGCGAACCUUGGGCACGAACGGAGUGUUUCUCUACCCAGUGUUCACGGGCCCCGCUCAUCGGCACCACGAAGUGUUUUCUCGAGCAUCAGGAGUGUUAUACACCAUGCUGUUUAACGUGCUAGGUCUACCCGCCACUUCUGUUCCUGUGGGGAUGUGUGGAGAUCUGCCAAUUGCUAUACAGGUGAUCGCGGGCCCGAAUCAAGACCGGCUAUGCAUCGCCGUCGCCAAACAACUGGAGGUCGGCUUCGGGGGAUGGAGGCAUCCCAAGCACUAGGUCGAAAACGGUCAAAGUGACAAAAAUAUGUUUAAAUUACCUUAAGGUGAUGGCCACACGUUAAGGUUGUGUACACAUAUUUCAAAGAGGCUUCCGUGCAAGUAGAAUGCUAAAGGACAUCUAUAAUGUAAGCGGAAGUGACUGUUGAAAAUUAUUAUUUAUAAUAUAUAUCGCUUGUGACCAUGGGCGAAGAUCACCGCUUCCAAUCAGGCGGGUGUUCUGCUCUUUUACUUACUACCAUCAUCGUCAUCAUCAUUAGAAUAAAAAAGUUAGACUAUCAGAUAAAAAGCUGAUGUCAAUUUAAUAUUGUCGGAUAGUUGUUAAGUUUCGGGAGCAAUGAAAAACGGGGCAGUUGAAAGUUGGAAGUUGCCAUACUGUCCCGUUUUUAUGUUCCUGUGUGUAUUCAUAAUUUAUUAUGUAAUAGGUGGUUGAGAAUGAGGAGGCACACUGACAUUUUAUCCCGCCAGGCGGCGCCUGUGCAAUAGGCGAGACGACUAAAAAAACUAAUCAGUCCGUCAGUUAGAUUAUCCAAGAAUUUUAGACACGUAUUUUUUCUUUUUUCUCGUAAACGAAAAAUGACGAUGGUACAGUGCGUAGAAGUUUCGCGUGACAUCACGCCUAGGUACAAUUUUUACUUAGAAGUGACGUCACAAGCCCCCACU